CAUACACAUUCAGUUCACGAUUAAUGGUUCUAUCUGAUAAAAAAAAACUCAUGGUAAAUCUUACCCAUUCCAUUCGCGUUCAUUUAUUUGGCCAUCGAUUCUUCAACUGAUUUCAGCAGUUUAGCAAUUUGAUGGGCUUAACAGCCAAAACACCCGCUUCCAGAAAUCAUUUGCGACAGCAGCAAUUAUGACACUGUCAGAUUGUCAAAUUUUUGAAACGUCAACGAAUCAAUCACCAACAACCAUGUCGCACGUUUUCAAAUUCUAAAUAGGUAAUGCAAUUUUUAAGAGUUGAAAUGGAACUAAAUAAUCAAAUAAAAUGGGAAAUAAUCACAACGGCACAGAUUGAGAAUCAGAAUAAAUUUUGGAGAGCGAUUUCGUUAAGCGUUACUAAGCCGCAUCUCAUAAAUCGACGAUUGGCGGGUGCUGAACAAAUAUGUGUGUUUCGCAGCAGUGACAAUGGUUUGAAUGCCGAUGGGCGAUUCAUUGAUCGAAUGGUGGAUCUCAUCGAGAGCAAAAAUGAUGGUGAAGUCAAUGUAGAUUUCCUAAAAGCCGCGAUACAUCGAUUUUACACUCAAAAUGACUUCGAAUUGAUGGAUAUCCAGGAUCUGUCCAAAUGUGAUUUGAGCACAGAAAGGCAAAUCUUAGUCAUUCUCAACAAAUUGUUACCCAAAAAUCUAGUAUCACACAAUUGCACGUAUGAAAUCAAUAUUUUAGACAGCGGCAAUAAUCAAGCGGCAUUUUUGAACUUGCAUCGGAAUCAAACGACUGGAUUCAUCAAGCGGUUCGUGGUUCAUUUGAAAGACAGCGAAAAGACGGAAAUGGUUUUGAUGGCACCGAAUGUAGUCGAUGAAAACUUCAUGCGUCAAAUCACUUGGAUAAAACAUGUGUUCAUUCCGAAAAUAUCCAAAUGGAUUGUGUCUAUGGAAACGGACUAUGGAGAAAGAAAAAAGUCGGCAUUCGACGCUGUUGAAUCGCUUUCGCUGAUCAAUCUGACGGAAUACAAUGGGCUGUACAAUGAUUUGAAAGUCAAGUACGGGGAGCAUAUGGUCAAGAUUUGGCCAGAAAACACUGACCCACUGAAAUUCGUGUAUGAGGAUGUAGCAAUUGCCACCUAUUUGAUACUGCUGUGGCGUGAAGAACGUCGUCGACUGAAUACGGAUCGUUCACAAUCGUUUGUGGACUUGGGCUGUGGAAAUGGACUGUUGGUGUACAUUUUAUCCGGCGAAGGCCAUCGGGGAUAUGGAAUCGAUGUGCGAAAACGUGGCAUUUGGGAUUUGUACCCCGAAACCACUGUACUCAAGACAUUGGCAAUAGUUCCAUCAGAUAGCUCACUUUUUCCAGACGUUGAUUGGAUCAUUGGAAAUCAUUCAGACGAAUUGUCCCCAUGGAUUCCGGUCAUCUCCGCUCGUAGUUCAUACAAUUCACGAUAUUUUCUGUUACCAUGUUGUGCAUUCGAGUUCAAUGGGAAAAAAUUUCAGCGUCGCAAUGGCACUGUAAGUCAGUACAUGGGCUUUCUGAACUAUGCACAGGAAAUCAGCGAUGUAUGCGGGUUCAAAACGCAAAUUGACCGCUUGAAAAUACCGAGCACAAAACGAAUUUGUCUUAUCGGAAGCGAACGUACGUACACUGCUGCUGAGCAAAGCGAUAGAGAAAAUCGAAUACAAGAAUUCAUCAAUACCAGCAGCAAAACGACAAAUAGUGCGAGCAAUUGGAAUAAUGACUUUCAACCGCGAUCAGACGUUGAAAAAGUUCAAAAUUGUUCAAAAGUCGAUAAAAGUAUCCAGAAGGAAAUUGUCGACAUCGUAUUUGUCGAAGUGAUGAAGAAGAAACGAUUUUUGGCCGAUUCCCAUAAACCAAACUGGAACUUGGGUGGAAAAGUGUCGCUGGUCGAUUUAGCUAGAAUCAUUCCCGGUGAUAAAUUGAAAGCAUUGAAAUCCGAAUGCGGCGGUCUACAAACAUUGCUCAAAAAUCAUUCGCAAAUUUUUCGCGUGAUUCAAGGAGCCGUCGAAAUUAAAGUGCCUGCCAAAUGGUGUGAUAAGAAGCGAGAACUUGAAGCGAAGGGCAUUAAUGUGCAAUUAAAACAGAAACCAUGCUGGUUUUAUCACAAUCAUCCCGAUGGAUGUCCUUUAAUCGACGAUGACUGUAGCUUCAGUCAUUCGAAUUGUUGAGUAAACUAUAUCUGAAAGAAAAAAAAUUGAUUUGGACAAUAAAAUAGAGACGAUUUGUUUAUAAGCCAA
Messenger RNA from Sitodiplosis mosellana (orange wheat blossom midge), 2240 nucleotides. Its product is annotated as probable tRNA (uracil-O(2)-)-methyltransferase. The transcript has 3 exons. Gene Ontology annotation, molecular function: tRNA (uridine) methyltransferase activity; metal ion binding. Bases 276 to 2171 code for a protein of 631 amino acids. Gene Ontology annotation, biological process: tRNA methylation. The record is from RefSeq and is a predicted model, not a curated record. NCBI's taxonomy places the organism in Eukaryota, Metazoa, Arthropoda, Insecta, Diptera, Cecidomyiidae.